AUGGUACAUAUUUAAAUGAUUUACCACAUGGAAAAGGAGUAUUCUGGUCUAAAAACUAAAAAUAUAUUGGUUAAUGGCAUUAAGGAAAAAAAGUAUUAAAUUAAUAAUGAUUAUUAUAUUAAUGGAAUAGGAUGGUAUUAAGGAAGUCAUUGUGAUUAUUAUUUAGGAUAAUGGGAAAAUGGUAGAUGUUUUGGAUUUUGUAUUUAUAUGAAGAUAUAUAUUAAAUUAAUAAAUAUUUUAGAUAUAUUAGCUAUAUUACAAAUGAUCUUAAACAUGGUAAUAGUUAAGAGUAUUUUGAGAAUGGUGAUUAUUUUAAGGGAGAAUAUAAAAAUGGUAAACCUAAUGGUAAUGGUGAAUUUUAUUGGGAUAAUAGUAAUUGUUAUAAGGGUGAAUUUAUAAAAGGACUUGGAAUUUGGUAAAGUAAAAUAUAAGAAGGAAUAAAUACAAAUAAAGGAUAAUAUGUAAAUGAUAAAAAAUGGGGAGAAAGAAUAUUUGAAUAUGCUAAUGGAACUAAAUAUUAAGGUUAUCUUGUUGAUGAUAAAAUGUUGGGGUUAUGGUGAAAUUAUUUGGUAAGAUAAAGCUAUUUACAAAGGUUAUUGGCUUAAUGGAUUAAAGGAAGGAGAAGGAAUAUAUGAAUACGAUACACUUAUACUUAAAGGUAAUUGGAAAAUCAAUUAAUUAUAAACUAUUGAUAAUGUUAGAGUAUCAUUAAAUCAAUUUCUAUAAUAACAUAAUCUAAAAGAAAUUAAUGAAAAUUAAGAAAUUUAAUCAUAAAUGGCUGAUGAACCUGAUUAAGAUGAAAUUGGUGAUUUAUUUUGA
This is a messenger RNA of Paramecium sonneborni, 819 nucleotides long. NCBI's taxonomy places the organism in Eukaryota, Ciliophora, Oligohymenophorea, Peniculida, Parameciidae. The record is from the annotation of a GenBank genome assembly.